UGUGAUAUUGCCCCACUGCACAGAGAGUCUGAGAGGACACCAAAGUAGAAAAAUGAGUUCUUGGGGCCUGAAUGCUUCUGGGGUCUGGAUUGGUGAGGAAUGCUUGCCAGAAAUGACCCUCCUUGACGAUACAUGUAAUUCAACUCUUCCUGACAGCGUGCUGGCUACACCUGGUACAGCUGGAUUCUUGAAAAGCAGGUUUACCUCUCGCCAUCCCUCCCAGUUGAGUUCGUCUACCAAAUUAAAAAACCCUGCUCAAAUAGUUUUCCCUCAGAGUAAGACUCUGGAUCUUCUACAAUCUAAUGUGAGCAGUCCCAAAGCAGACAGUAUGGAUACUGAACCUUCUAAACACAAUGGCACAAAAGAUGUGUCAGUAACAAGCUCAAAUGACUGUAUCAGCAAUGAAGAAAACAUUUCUGAAGUUCACUCUCCUGAACUGUCCAGACUUAAUGGGACAACAGAGAUGAUUGACAUUGAUGCUCCUGAACAAUGGCUUGAUGUCAGAUACUUCCCAGAUAUUACGCUGCUUGAUGUUACACGUGAUUCAGAGCUAACGCAAGACAGGGAUUUAUCCUUCAUGGCGGUUACACCGGAUGUUAAACCAGUGGAUUGUUUGAAAAACAACAAGCCACCUUCAGAGUUGAGUGGACAAAUUGUGGCAUAUCCUGGCAGAGCGAACACAAAUCAAAGUGAAGAUUUGUCAAGUACUCUUACUGGCAGUGUCAUCCACAAUACGAGCUCCUUUAGUGGACAAUCUGAUAAGAGUGUUGGGGAAAACAUAAAGCAAACUUCCUUGGAAGCUACUUGGGAUAUUUCUAAAGGCAGUGUUUUGGAAAGCACUCAGUCUUUGUUGGAGCCCACUGAACCAAACAUGGUGAUGAUUCAAACAUCUGCUGAGGAAGUACUUGGUACCCAUCCUGCUAAUGUUACUCGAGACAUAAGCUCCUCAAGUGACAUGUCUGUUCAUUGUGCUCCAUCACAGUUCUCUACUUCUGAUAUGCAGUGUAACACUAGUUUGAAUAACGUCCCCUCUGAGCUUCAUGUUGAACCUGUGGUGACUUCUAAUACCAUGGAAGCUAACAAUGAAGAGCUGUUUACCAGCCGUGACGCUGAGUUGACCAGCAAGGUGCCACAAAUGGCUGGGUCUAUAAACAGCAAUUUUACCUCUCUCCAGCGCUCCCAGUUGAGUUCCUCAACCAAUUUAAACUCAACUACCCAUAUACCAAGGCCUCUAAACAACACACUGGAUCUCCCCUCUUCUAAUGUAAACAGUCCCAAAACGGGCAGUGAGGCUACAGAUCAGGAUACGCCUGUCUCUAAGGAUACCACAGAAACUUCCCUCAUUAUGAAUCAAAAUUGCUCAGCUGAAAUGGCAAGUGGUUCAUGUGAUAUGCAUAAUGCCACUUUUGAUAAAUGUUCCCUUCAAAAAUCCAGUGGCAAUACUGUUUUAGGGGACGCUGGUGCUGCAACCUUUUGCCUCCAAAACGUUUCUGAUACUAAAUCUCCUAAACAGAAUGGCACAAUAACUUUCUCAGAAAAGAGCCUACGUGACGGUCACCAGAACACUUUCGACAAGCCCUCUCCUCUUACUGUCUGUAAUGCAACAAGUAGCCCUAAAGACAACCAUUCUGAAGUCCCGCCUCCUGAACUAUCAACACUUAAUGGGACAACAGAUAGCACAGACCCUGUUGCCAAUGUAGUUGACACCCCUGAGAGCACAUUUGAAGCUAAUCCAGCUGCAGAAGUGGCUUCUAGAGUUGGCCGACGUGAGAUCAAGGAUCGUUCCCAAUCGUCUCUGUCUUUGACAGAUGUGUUUUCCCACACUUUGGUCCAUCAAAGCUUGGAUACGGAGAACAUCAAAGCAAAGUCCUUCAAUUUGGAUGAUACACUAGAUUUGGGGGCAGACUCUGUGAUCACUUCAACACCAAUGACUAACUGUAAAAUUCAGUCAUUCAACAUUCAACAACGAGAGGAGGGCAAAACCAUAGGGGCACAGAAAAAGCUGUAUGGGGAUGUUCCCAGUAAGCCAGAUGGUCAAAUGCCAUCAGAAAUUCCAUCAAACAUCAUCUGUGACCGAAAAACAUUCCUGAGGCAACCACCUUCUAAAUCUCUUUUACCUCCCCCGAAAGCUGCAACCCAGCUGUUGAGGCAAAAGUUUGCUUCGGCACUUCCUUGCAGGUUUAAGGCGGCGACAUCCAGCUUGCCCAUGACGAGGAGACUACCCCAGUGCGAAGCUCUGAGAAAUCCCGCUGCUUGUGAUACAUCCCAGGGGACAACAGGAAGAUGCAGCUACUACAAAUUACGGCCUUUAAAAACAGGCGCCAAGCCACCCAAUUUGGGCCUGCAGACACCGCAGGUGAGCGGCGUCCCGACAGGCUGCAGAGCUGCAACAGGUCUCAGGCUGCCAUCUGCGAGAGGCAAUGCCCCGGCCUCUUUAAGCACAAACAAACUCUGUGGACCUACAGCAACUAAGCCUGUGACGAAGCAACCCUUAAACGGAGGUGAAGCUUUACCAAACGCAAAGAGAAAGAAAAUGGAUGCUGCAGCACCAGCCAUAACUGCUGCGGAAAUCUCAACCUCUUGCGAUGGUGUUAGCAGAGCCAAAGCCCUGAAACAGCCUGGGGCCAACCAUAGAGCUCUGCAAGCUAAACCCAAAGGCCAUGGUUGUGCCAACUGCGUCUUGCUUGAACAGCAACUGAAAGAUUUGAAAGAGCUGCUGAAGAAAUAUGAACCAGAGGGUGAAGGCUCAUAAUGUAAACAAUAUCAGAAAGGUGGAUACCAGCAGAAUCAGGGAGACUUUAAUUGAGGUGGCUACAGAAAUCAAAUUCACCCCCCCAAGCAGCUACUGAGCUUGUCGUCGUUGCAGUCUAGCCACCUGAACUGGUUUUCAUUCCAUAACAACCAGAAAUCCAG
Molecule: messenger RNA, 2913 nt
Organism: Etheostoma spectabile (orangethroat darter)
Lineage: Eukaryota; Metazoa; Chordata; Actinopteri; Perciformes; Percidae
Exons: 9
Coding region: 53-2752 (899 amino acids)
Source: RefSeq, a predicted model, not a curated record